Onthophagus taurus is the source of this 3350-nucleotide messenger RNA. RefSeq names its product major facilitator superfamily domain-containing protein 6 jef (gene jef). Gene Ontology annotation, cellular component: membrane. The record is from RefSeq and is a predicted model, not a curated record. NCBI's taxonomy places the organism in Eukaryota, Metazoa, Arthropoda, Insecta, Coleoptera, Scarabaeidae.
GUACAAUCGUUGCGGGACACCCUGUAUAUGAAUAAAGAAUUGCAGAAUUCGCAAAAAAUAAUCCAUUUAUAAAGUUGUGCAAAUUUCAUAUAAAAAAUAAAGUUGUGUUGAAAAUAGAUGUUCCAAAUUAUCGUACGAUAAUGAGUUUCAGUGUAUUAUUGUAUUGUAUAUGAAUUGAAAUAAUUAUCGUACGUUUGGCAACACUGAUUCAACUUAAACUCAAAAAGUUUAUUCCAAUGACAUUGAAUUUUGAAACAGUCCCUAGAUGACGCUUUGAUUUUCGGGUUAACAUAACGGGAAGAAUCCUGUUUUAUCACAUACAACUUUUUAAAUUAAAUAAUAACCAAAUAAUUAAAGUUAAAACAGAAAUAAUAAUAGACAUACUUCUCUUUGAUCGUGGUUAUCAAAAUAAACAAGAUUUAUCAUCAAAAAAAAUAUUUGCGGGUUAGUUCUCAAGAUAACCAUAAGAGUGUACCCCGCUAUUGAUUUUUCAAGUAGGGUUUAAUGUUGAAUUGAUUCGCGUUCCACAGCAACCUUGUAAAACAUUGAAGCUUUCUUCUGUGUAAAUAGAUGGAUGAAAAUUAUCAGUACCCCAUGCAAGGGGCGUCUAAAGGGGCCCGACCUCUGGUCGACCCCGAAGCGGAAGGCGAAGUAGAUCCGUCUAUUUAUCCCGAACCAAAAGAAGCAACUCAUAAAAUCCGUGGUAAAUCCGAUAUACUCGAGAUGCUUUUCGGCUCAGUCGAUCAAGAACUUUUAAUCGUCAAAAGUUUCUAUUUUUGUUUCUAUUCCGCUUUUGGUUCUUUAUUCCCCCUCAUGGGUGUUUAUUUUAAACAGAUGGGGAUGAAUGCGAGUCAAUGUGGCUUUUUGAUCGGUUCAAGACCGUUCGUCGAAUUUUUAUCAGCCCCAUUCUGGGGUAGCAUAGCCGAUCGAUAUCGAAAGGGAAAAAUCCUUCUUCUUUUAUCCCUCGGGGCUUGGAUCAUCUUCACCGUUCCUUUAGGUUCAAUCCAACCACCAGCAACCAGUUGUAUGGAAAUUAAGAAUCAUACAGCGACGUUAAAAACACCGGAAGUUACUAGAGGAAUUAAUAAACGAUUUAUAAAGGAAAAUGGUGGUUUUGAAAAUGGAAUGGGUCAUAUUAGAGUUUCUAGGUCGACUAAAUUGGUGAUAAAUGCCGGACAAUCGCCGAUAAACGUUGAUUAUGCAUCGAAUUAUAAACCAAAAGAUCAUCACAGUUGGGUUCAACCGAUUAUUAGCUCAAUCGUUUAUCGUACUCAAGAUAUUGAGAAAGCUUUUUUCUUGUUAUUGUUAUUAGUGAUUAUUGGAGAAUUCUUUAGCGCCCCUGCAAUCACUUUGGCUGAUUCUGCCGUUAUAACAAUUUUGGGUGAGGAUGCUGAUAGAUAUGGUCAUCAACGAAUGUUUGGAUCGUUAGGUUGGGGAUUAGCAAUGUUUUUCGUUGGGAUCGCUUUAGAUCACUCAACAGCUUUUCCGAACCAUCCGUGUGGACCACAACAGAAAGAAAAAAAUUACACGAUAUGUUUCGCGACUUUCUCGGUAUUAAUGGGGGCCGCUUUAAUAACGGCCACGCAAAUCAGUUUUAAAUACGAUGAAUUACCGGAUGAGGAGCAACAAAAAGGUGAAAAUGAGAAACAACCACCACCGAUGACGUACGAAGACCAGAUGCAAGCCCAAUUAGCCGAACAAUUAAAUUUACCAUCUUUGGCUAAUACCAGGGCGGUGAAUCAACCAAUCCCCGAUCAAAAUCAACCUCAAUCUGAGGCUAAAUCGAAGAUUUUUGCCCAAACAAUCAGGGAAAUGCCUGAAUGGAUGACAGUUUUGACUCAAUUUAAAAAUUUAAAGUGUGCAUCGUUUUUGUUUGUGGCUUGGUUUAUGGGAUUUGGAAUUGGGUUAAUUUUUACGUUUCUGUUUUGGCAUCUUCAGGAUUAUGGUGGUUCCCCUACGUUGUUUGGGGUCGCUUCCGUUAUUAAUCAUAUUUCGGAAAUUUUCGCUUAUUUCUUUAGCUUCAGAUUGAUUCGACAAAUGGGACACGUUAAGGUGCUUUGUUUAGGAUUGGUUGGUAACACUUUGAGGUUUUUGUAUAUUUCUUGGUUGACGAAUCCAUGGUGGGUACUUCCCUUUGAGUUUAUGCAGGGUAUCACCCACGCCGCUGUUUGGGCAGCUUGUUGCUCUUAUAUUGCUCAUAACACCCCUCAACAACUUCGCUCAUCAGCUCAAGGUGUUCUUCAAGGAAUCCAUCACGGUUUAGGUCGAGGUUGUGGUGCUGUAAUCGGUGGACUAUUCGUAAAUUCGUUCGGAUCAACAGCUACUUUUCGCGGUUAUGGUCUAAUUUGUCUCGUCGUUUUGGCAGCGUUUGUGUUUAUUAAUUUUUAUCGCGUCGAUCAGGGCACCUUUGUUUCUGAUUUACCACAAACGGAAGAUCCGCGGCAAGUUGCGGAAGAAACGUCGCAUUUAGCACCCCAUGGAGUACCUAGUAACCCGAUUCCGAGGGCUUUAUCCAGCACGAAAUUACAUGAAUUAGCGAAUCAAGGGGAUGGAUAUGGGGCUACGUAUCAAACGGGAGUUGGCGGCACUUUAGAUAUUCCCGGUGGUAACCCAAAUCCGUUUAUGCAUCAAAAUAAUGGGGGUGGAACAAAAUAUUCAGGAUUUCAGGUAAGAAAUGAAUAAAGGAAACAGAUGCAGUUUUCCAACAGCUGUGACACAAAUAGAAAUACAACAACCAAUAUUGGUGGCUUCUACUUCAUAUGAUUGGUAAAGAAAGUAAUUAGGUUUUUUUUUGUUGAAAAUUGUUUAUAAAUGUAUAAAAAGUGUGUUAAAAAAUUGUUUUUGUUUAAAUGUAAAUAAACGUUAGAAAAGAAUCCUGCUUAAACAAAAACCAACAAAAAAAGUGAUAUUAAAACUUAUAGAAAACGUUUUUUCUUAAUUUAAAACACCAAUUUAAGCUGUAUACAAUCGAUGUGUGUUUGCCUGGUGGAUUAAAAAGGAAACGUUCACCGAAACAGGUUACAGUGAUACUUAAUACACACUUAAUUGGUGUGUUUACCUUAGCCGAUACAUAUCUUCGUAAAAGAAAAGCCAAAAAAAUAUAAUGUUAUUAAAUUAAUUGAUGCUAAAAAGCGAAAUAACGAAACGAAAUAAAAUGUUAAAUGAUAAAUCAAUUGUUUGUCGAUAUUUUAAAAUGUAUUUAUGCAUUUACACGGUUAUUAUUAAUUAUACAUAAAAAACUAUGUAUUAAUAUAAGUAUUAUAUAAUACGACGAAAUGGAGCACUUGUAUUUAAAAUGUAAAUGUUGGUAAAGUAUAGCUGCACUAAAUAAAUGGAUAUAUAAAUAAUAA